AUUUUACGCGAAGAAAUGGAACUGGUGGGGAGAGCAUUUAUGGUGGGACCUUUAACGAUGAAAACUUUCGUCGCAAGCAUGAUACCGAAGGGCUGUUAUCCAUGGCUAAUCGUGGGCCCAAUACCAACAGUUCACAGUUUUUUAUAACUGUUCGGCCAACACCGCAUUUAGAUGGUAAACAUGUCGUUUUCGGACGUAUUGUCAGCGGUUACGACAUUGUGAAAGCGAUCGAAAGCACGCCAGUAGAUGAUAACGAUCGACCUAUUGGAAUUGUCAUGAUCGCUCAAUGUGGUGAACUAGAGUUGAAAUUACCACCUAAUUACAGAGUCGUACUUAUUCCCAAAGUCAAAGACAAAAGCAAACAGAAGAUUAAGGAAGUCAAUGCAGAAGAUGGACAUUCAGCAUCCGAGAGCGAGUCAGAUUCAGAUGGCAAGCGUCGUAGUAAGAAAAGACAUAGAAAGAAAAAACAUAAAAGACACUCUAAGAAAAAAGAUAGGAGUAGGAAGAGACGCGACGAGAGUGUUUCGCGGAGUCGUUCUCGCAGUCGUAGCACAAGUCCAGAAUAUAAAGAAAAGACGCGAAGGCGCAGUAGAUCAUUGAGUAAAGAACGAUUAACUGUUGGUGUUAGCACAAGGCCAAUCAGUAGUGACAAUAGACGAAGCAAAUCUCGGUUGGAGACCCAGUCACCUCGUAAAUCUCGUUCGAGAGAGUUUUCUGUCUCUCCAGAUGGUCCCCGGUCGCAAAGUCGUUCUAGAUCGCCGUCUGCAUUCCGAGAUCGCUCGAAAUCGCCUAGGGGACGAUCACGAUCGCUGACUCGACGCGAUGUAUCAAAAUCUUCUCGAUCGUCUUCUCGGUCGCGGUCGCCUCAACGGCCAUAUCCAUCAAAAUCAUAUUCGUCACGGGUGGAGUCGGUUUCGAGAUCGCGAUCUCGGCAUCGUUCACGAUCGGGAAGUAGAACGCCUCCGAGAAGACGUUCUAGCUACAAAUUAUUAGACAGUUAUCGACCUUCACAAAGUUAUGUUCCACAUUACCGUGACGAUAGACGGGUUAGGGAUAGGGAUUAUGAUCGCGACCGCCGAAAAAAUUAUAACGAUCGUGAUAUUGAUUAUCAGAAUAAUGGACGAGAUAAUGGAACACGCUCUAGUACGCAAAGAGAGAAUGAGCGAGUGAGUUCUAGCGAGAGUAGCGACAGAGAGGAGCGUCGGAACAGAGAAGAUCGUGGUCCUGAAAGACACACGCAGGAAGGUGAUCAGGAUUACAGAGAUCGAGGCCGUAGAUAUAGCAAUAAUGAUGAUGGCAAUAAGAAAGGAAAGGAAUAUGACCGAAAACGAUCGAUGUCUAGGUCACCUCCGGUUAAAUACAAAGGCCGCGGAAGAAUGGCGAGUAAUUAA
This is a messenger RNA of Paraglomus occultum, 1391 nucleotides long. NCBI's taxonomy places the organism in Eukaryota, Fungi, Glomeromycota, Glomeromycetes, Paraglomerales, Paraglomeraceae. The record is from the annotation of a GenBank genome assembly.